GCCGUCUGCCCCUUUCCCUUUUCCACCUCUAAUCGCCUUCACUCUCUGCUCAUUCCCUGCGCAUCGCGAUUAUCUCCAGCACUCAAGCACCUUUCUGCGAUGCCGAGAACUAGAGCAGCGAUCAAAGCCCUCGCAGGCGGCCCAGUACCUGCCCCCGAACGCUCAGCCGCUUCAUCGUCGAUGGCGACCUCGAAGCCUCCUGUACGGCGCGCUGCGUCUGCAGUGCCAGCUCUUCCACCUACUCCUCCCAGGACGACCCACAAACGCAAGCGCCGUUCACGCUCGCGCGUCACCGAUUCGUCGUCCGAGGAGGAAGAGGACCACGAGGUACCUGUCGUGGAUUCAGAUGGAGAGGAUGAGCGAGGUAGCGGUGGACCCCAGCGCCAUGGCGGCGCACUCUUCCUGGGUAACAAGAAGCGGCGAGUGCUCACUCUCGACGCCAUCGCGGAAGAGCUGAGCGAGACGACGGCCGAGGACGCGUUCUGGCUGGGCAAUGGUCCAGCAGGAUCUUCGGGCGGCAAGGGUGGUGUGGCUAGCGGCGGAUCCCAACCACGGCACAAGGUGGUCAAGAACAGAGCGCCCACGCGAGUCCGGACCCGGACGCGUUCACCUUCGUCCUCGCCCCCUCCUGCGCCUCACCUGCUACGCAAGCGUCACACUGGCACUGGCCUCUUCUCUCCGCCGCCGUCGCGUCGUGCGCCAGCAGUCGUACCAAGACCGGCCACACCCCCGCCCGAACCCAAGCCAAGGAAGGAGAAGAGCAAGGGAUUGCCUGAGCGUGACUCGCCGAACAACCCGUUCCUCUUCGGCGACUCGCCUGGUUCGGUGCCCCCGAGCGAAGAAUACAGCUCGCCUGAGCCGCAUACGCCGAAGAAACGUGGAGAGAAGCCAACGAUCGCCUACGUAUUCCGUGGCGUGAAAACACUUCUUGCGAAUCCGCACUAUCAUUCUCCCGAGGCAGAUGCUGAAGUAGCUGAAGCUGAGGCGCGAGCACGACUUCCUGUCGAGCACCCCGACUACUCGCCUAGUGAAGCUUGCGAGCCCAAGCUGUUGUUCCCUGAGGCGCGGAGGACUUUGCCAGCCCGCGGGCGGGCGCGUACCAUCGUCCCAGCUCCCGCCUCACCAACCCCGCGGCCAAACAAGCGCAGGGCAGGAUCGUUGUCUAGCAACGAGGGCGCCGGGCCCAUGCGCGGCAAGGGCAAGGCUUCCGCUCCCGUCGCGGGGCCAUCCACGGUCCCCGAGGGCGAGGAUGCGGAAGCGAUGUCGGCGGCGCUGGCGGACCGCGUCACGAAGCGCAUGCGUAAGGGCAUCUAUGCAGACGGGGAGGCCCCUCGGACGCGCCCGAGCAGUCAAGCGGGCGACGUGCCCCAUAUUCCUGAGAAGGACCGCAGCGACCCGAUAAAGCGCGCGAUGGGUCCUAUGCGUCGCGUAUGAGCUCGUUGGCCUGCUCGUUUGGUGCUCUCUACGUUUUCUUCACCUUCAGCCCCUCGUUUCUUCACUGUUGUGUCUUGCUUAGCCCUCACGUUGUCGUGAUGCGUCUCCUGCUACCCGCACCUCCAUCUCAUUCUUGACCUUGCUUCCCUCCGUCUCCUCCGUGGGCUCAUUCGAUUUGUCCCGCCAUGUUUUGCGUAUCCCUCCCUGCGACACCCCACCCUAUCCCACCACCCUACACCCGCUUCCCCUCCGUUCC
Molecule: messenger RNA, 1690 nt
Organism: Trametes versicolor FP-101664 SS1
Lineage: Eukaryota; Fungi; Basidiomycota; Agaricomycetes; Polyporales; Polyporaceae
Exons: 2
Coding region: 100-1434 (444 amino acids)
Source: RefSeq, a predicted model, not a curated record